AUGUCUCAAGUCAAGAUUCCAACCUUUAAAUUAAACAAUGGAAAAGAAUUACCAGCAUUGGGAUACGGCACUUGGUUGGGACUCGACGAAAAAUUCCAACUAUAUUACGACGACAUCCCAAAGAUGGAAGAAGCAUUAUCCUAUGCUAUCGAUAUAGGAUACCGACACGUAGACACAGCACACCUCUAUAAAGUAGAGCCACAAGUCGGGCAAGUCGUCAACAAGAAAAUUCAAGAUGGCGUCGUAAAAAGGGAAGAUCUUUUUAUUACUACAAAGGUCUGGCAAAAUUUCCACCGCGAGGCUGAUGUGGAGGUAUCAGUUCGAGGCUCUUUGCGACGCAGCAACCUGGAGUAUUUCGAUCUGGUGCUCAUGCACUGGCCUAUGUCUGUUUCGGUUGACGAGGUAGAUGAGAAAAUUGACUAUUUGGAGACUUGGCGUGGAUUCGAGAAAGUUCUAGAGAAAGGUCUGGUCAAGUCCAUCGGCGUGUCGAACUUCAACUUGGAACAGAUGAAAAGAUUAUUGGAUAACUGCAAGGUUACGCCCGUUUGCAAUCAAAUAGAGAUAAACUUGAACUUGGGUCAAAAAGAGCUCGUAGAUUUCUGCCAAUCCAAUAACGUAGUGGUCGUGGCGUACUCUCCGUUCGGUACCAUGGUUCCAUCGCGAGCACCUCCCGGUAGUCCCGAGCCGAAGUUGAAUAACCCAACCAUGGUGGCUAUUGGAAAGAAACAUGGGAAAACUGUUACACAAAUUGCUUUGAGAUAUUUGUAUCAACGAGGGAUUGUCAGCAUACCAAAGACAAUAACAAAAUCCCGCGUUUUAGAGAACGCUUCCAUUUUCGAUUGUGAAUUAGAUGCAAACGACGUGGCGUCAUUGGCGGCGUUCGACAACGGCUACAGAACAGUGAAACCAGUAUUCUGGCAGGAAUAUCAGAAUUAUCCGUUUGAUAAAGUGGAUAUGAAGAUGGAGAUCCCAUUAGGACUUCGCAAUUCUCAACUGAUAUCAGAUUAG
This is a messenger RNA of Arctia plantaginis, 1008 nucleotides long. Lineage: Eukaryota; Metazoa; Arthropoda; Insecta; Lepidoptera; Erebidae. The record is from the annotation of a GenBank genome assembly.